AUGACCACACAAUCAGCUGCUCAACUGAAAGUACUCUUAGAUACAACGUCAGAGUGUCUACAUAACAUUCAAAACCUGAAUGUUUCUGUUGACUCUUGGGAUCCACUUGUGAUAUUUUUGCUUGUUCAGAAAUUGGACCCAGAGACGCAUAAAGACUGGGAAGAGCAUGCGUAUAAGAGUGACUCUGAACCCUUACCGAAGUGGAACGAUUUUAAGGAGUUUUUAGAGGCCAAGUUUCGUACGCUGGAACUACUGACGAAUAAUACAAAGGAAGUGAAGUCAAACAAGGAGCGAAGUACAUGCCAUGUUGCCACACCUACCUUUGAGAACAGGAAUUGUGUUAUGUGUAAAGAAAGUCAUACAUUAUGUCACUGCAAGGAGUUUAUCAAGAUGGAACCUACGGAGAGAAGCGAAUAUGUCAAGAAUAACAACUUAUGUUACAACUGUCUAGUACCAGGGCAUUCAGCAUCAAAAUGUCGAGUACCUGUGUCCUGUAGAAUAUGUCACCGACGUCAUCACUCCCUUCUACAUCAACUAAAGCAGACUGAGCCUGUGGCCCCUACGAGUCCCUCACAACCACUGGCUUCAUCAUUACAUGUUGUAGAAGACAUAGAAGAAGUGCAAGCAAACACAGUGAUCGCGUUACAUCUCAAUACUAGACAGAAAUCAGCACUACUAGCGACUGCUGUGGUGGAAGCAAGAAGCAAUCAAGGUCACAUCAUUCCACUGCGCGCGCUAAUAGACCAGGGUUCCGAAGAAUCAUUUAUAAGCGAGAAAGCAGCUCAACUACUAAAGCUUGACCGACGACAUGUAAGAGGAAGCAUCACGGGCUUGGGUCCCAUGAAAACAGAAAUCAACCACGUCUGUGAGCUACAAAUAAAAUCACAGUGGGAUAAAACAUUUAUCCUACCGGUUAAAGCUUAUGUAAUGUCGAAACAGCUGACCAAGAAGUUACCCAAAAAGCAUAUUGUUCAACAACCAUGGCCUCAUCUACAAGGAUUACAGCUAGCGGAUCCUAACUACAACAACUCGGGACCCAUAGAUCUCUUGCUAGGGGUCCGAGUAUACGCUAGAAUUCUGCAAGCAGACCUAGUCAAAGGUCCACCAGGUACACCGUGCGCACAAAGAACUGACCUGGGCUGGAUUCUUUUUGGAGAGAGUGAUAGCACACCACAAGAAGAUUCUUACCUCGUCAUGCACCAUCAAGUCGAUAUAGAAGAUACACUGAAGUCUCUAUGGGAAAUAGAUCCAGACACUAAAAGAAAAUACACCAAGGAAGAACAGCUAUGUGAAGAAAUAUAUGAAAAAACAGUCACUCGAAACCAAGAAGGAAGAUACAUUGUGAAGCUGCCAUUUAAGACUGAGAAUCCUAAAGUACUUGAUGGCAAUACAAAAGAAAUAGCUACAAAGAGAUUCAUGCAACUAGAAAGAAGGUUUAAGCGUUCGCCGAACCUGAAAACAGAAUACAUAAAAGGUAUUAAUGAUUACCUUGAAGAAGGACAUCUAGAAGAAGUACCUGAAAGGGAAAAAGAAGAUAAAUCAGUAUACCUACCACACCACGCUGUAAUUCGCGAAGACAAAGAAACCACGCGCACGCGGAUCGUAUUUGACGCUUCCUGCAAAGGAUCAAACAACGUCUCAUUAAAUGAUGAACUGAUGAUAGGCCCACAACUACAAGAUGACUUAAGAAAUCUUUUAAUGAGAUGGAGACUGAAACGAGUUUGCUUCGUGGCAGAUGUCCAGAAGAUGUACCGCCAAAUAUUGGUAACAAAAGAGGACGCAAAUUACCAACGCAUUCUUUGGCGACAAGACGAGUCUGAAGAGUUAAAAGAAUACCGUAUGCUUCGAGUCACUUCCGGUACCGCUCCAGCUCCAUACUUAGCGGUCAAGACACUUCAGAAGAUUGCUAUCGAUGAAGAAGAGAAACAACUCGAUAAACAAACAAACAACCACAACGAAGUGGCAAUCAAAACAAUAAAAGAAGACUUUUAUAUGGACGAUAUGCUGUCAGGGGCAGCAACCGCUGAGGAAGCUAUUGCAAUAGCUAAAGAAGUAACACGCAUUCUGAAACAAGGCGGAUUUCAACUCAUGAAAUGGUCCUCUAAUAACAUGAAAUUUAUGAAAUCUAUUGAUGAAGAUAAAAGAUCAGCGAAUGCACAGAUGGAACUAAACCUUGAUGGAACUAUAAAGGCGCUUGGAAUUGUAUGGAACCUUGGUGCAGAUCAAUUUCAAUACAACUUGUCACUAUCACCAAUGCCAAAGACUACAACUAAACGUGGGAUAUUAUCAGAUGUACAAAAGCUAUUCGAUCCACUAGGCUGGAUCGCACCGAGUACUGUCAUGGCGAAGAUGCUAAUGCAAAGGUUAUGGCUUGAAAAGGUGUCGUGGGACGAAUGCGUCAGCCCUGAGCUCGAAGAAGAAUGGAAACAGAUAAGAGAUGAUUUUGAAAAUGUCAAAGAUAUAAAGAUGGAUAGAUGGAUUGGCACAACAGACUCGGAAGAAGAAAAGAUACAGAUACACGGAUUUAGCGACGCAUCUAUGCGCGCAUACGCUGCCGUCGUAUAUAUAAGAGUUGAAAGCACGAACAAAAUAACAACCAAAAUCAUCGCUGCACGAACGAGAAUAGCGCCUUUGAAAACUAUCUCCCUCCCACGCUUAGAAUUAUGUGGCGCUUUACUCCUGUCUAAGCUAAUGAAACAGAUUGGACAAGCGAUGAGAAUACCAACAACAAACAUGUUCGCAUGGACCGACUCUUCGAUAGUAAUCGCUUGGCUUUGUGGAGAACCUAAUAGAUGGAAACCGUUUGUAGCCAACCGCGUCGUAGAAAUCGUCGAGAACCUGAACAACAAACACUGGUACCAUGUGCAAUCUAAAGAUAAUCCUGCAGAUAUCGCUUCAAGAGGGAUGAAGCUGACCACACUUAAGAACUGCAAUCUGUGGUGGAACGGCCCGAGCUGGUUAUCUGAAAAAGAAAUAAAUAUUAGUACACAAGAAGAUUUCACAACAGAUGAAGAAAUAAAAGUACAGAAAAUUCAAACUUACCUGAAUAUUGAAGACCUGGAAAAACAAGAAAAGGCAUUGACUACACAAUUUGGAGAUUUUGAUAACCUAACUGAACUACUUAAAAGUAUUGUCUAUUGCCUCAGAUUCAUAAAGUACAAGACAUAUCCAGAUGAUACUGAUAAGGAUAUUACUACAAUGGAAUUACAAAACGCCAUGAAUAUUUGCAUAAAAAAGGUACAGCAAGAAGAGUAUCAAGAAGAAAUAGAACGCUUGACAUCAAAUAAACGAGUAAAAAGAAAGAGCUCCCUAAGAUCCCUAGCCCCAUACGUAGAUGAAAACAAAUUCCUCAGGGUGGGCGGUCGCCUCAGAUAUGCAAAUAUAGAUGAAGACAGAAAGCAUCCAAUCAUUCUGGGAAACAAGAACUCUUUAGUGCCACUUAUAAUUGCUGAUGCACAUACAAGAACGCUUCAUGGCACUUUGGCUGAAAUGCUAUGCUACUUACGUUCUAAGUACUGGAUAUUACGAGCAAAGUCCUUAGUCAAAAGACACAUACAGAAAUGCCUUACUUGUGCAAAACAAAAUGCUACGUCGAAACCGCAAUUCAUGGGAGAUUUACCGGAGACGAGAGUCACUCCUUCGAGACCAUUCCUACACAGUGGAGUAGACUUUGCAGGGCCAUACCAGAUAUUGACAUCCAAAGGCCGAGGAGGAAAAACUGUGAAGGCGUACAUAGCUAUUUUCAUCUGCAUGGCCGUCAAGGCAAUUCAUAUUGAACUGGUUGGAGACCUUACCUCAGAAGCUUUCAUAGCAGCAUUCAAACGCUUUGUCGCUAGAAGAGGAAAAUGUACUCACCUGUGGAGCGACCAGGGUAGAAACUUCGUAGGCGCUAACAAAGAACUUGUAGAAGCCUGGAAUGAAGCUAAAUUGAAAUUUACCGGACCAAUAGUAGAGACACUUGCUAUCGAAGGCACACAGUGGCACUUCAUUCCAGCUUACAGCCCUAACUUUGGUGGCCUUUGGGAAGCCGGCGUCAAAUCCAUAAAAUACCAUCUAAAGAGAGUUCUGACAACAAAUUUGACGUUCGAAGAGAUGACGACCGUACUUUCCGAGACCGAGGCUUGCCUGAAUUCCCGGCCCCUAUGUCCUAUCGAUAACUCAGACCCUGAAAACGCUGAAAUACUCACCCCAGGACAUUUCUUAAUAGGUGAAGCCCCUAUCGUUGUUCCAGCAGCAGAUUAUAAAGAAUGUAAAAUACAUACCUUGUCACGCUGGCAACUCACGCAGAAACUGUUGGCAGAUUUUUGGCGUCGAUGGCAAGAUGAGUACCUAUCCAGACUGCAACAAAGACCUAAAUGGCUGAAAAAAGAAAAAGAGUUUAAAAUAGGGGACAUAGUACUUAUCAAAACUGAUAACUUACCUCCAGGCAAAUGGUCACUGGGCCGCAUCAUGGACAAACAUCCUGCUGAAGACGGUUUUACUAGAGUGUACAGUGUUAAAUCUGGUAGUGCUGUAGUGAAACGAUCUAUAUCAAAAUUAUGUGCGUUGCCCGUUGAUACUGAAACUUUGUAA
Molecule: messenger RNA, 4572 nt
Organism: Cydia splendana
Lineage: Eukaryota; Metazoa; Arthropoda; Insecta; Lepidoptera; Tortricidae
Exons: 1
Coding region: 1-4572 (1523 amino acids)
Biological process (GO): DNA integration
Molecular function (GO): nucleic acid binding
Source: RefSeq, a predicted model, not a curated record